This is a messenger RNA of Choloepus didactylus (southern two-toed sloth), 6844 nucleotides long. RefSeq names its product potassium voltage-gated channel subfamily A member 6 (gene KCNA6). Lineage: Eukaryota; Metazoa; Chordata; Mammalia; Pilosa; Megalonychidae. The record is from RefSeq and is a predicted model, not a curated record. Gene Ontology annotation, cellular component: membrane; voltage-gated potassium channel complex. The coding region runs from base 365 to 1957 and encodes 530 amino acids. The transcript is spliced from 3 exons. Gene Ontology annotation, molecular function: delayed rectifier potassium channel activity; protein binding. Gene Ontology annotation, biological process: protein homooligomerization; potassium ion transmembrane transport.
GGUCUGGAGGGCGGACCCUUGCGUUCGGGAGCCCAGCUGCAAGCCGGGCGGGGAGCGAAGCCACGCGUCUCUUCGGGUAUCCAGUUUCACACGCGCCAGUUUGCGGUUCCAGGUGUCCCUUUAAGCUCUAGCACCCAGGUGCGGGCAACUGGAGGCGCAGAGCCAAAUACUCUGCGCCCAGAUCACCUCCCCAGAUUUAGCGGGGACCAGGGCUUCAGGGCUUCCGCCCCCCGCCACUAGGUCAGAUCGCGGGCUUGGAGGAGCGCGAGCCCCACCCUAAAAAGAGGGCGCAGCCGGGAGCUGGGAAACGGGUGCCGCGCCGUGGGCACCGUCCUAGUGGCUGGGAGCGCACGGAGGAGGGGACAUGAGAUCGGAGAAAUCCCUUACGCUGGCGGCGCCGGGGGAGGUCCGUGGGCCGGAGGGGGAGCAACAGGAUGCGGGAGACUUCCCGGAGACUGGCGGGGGCGGGGGCUGUUGUAGCAGCGAGCGCCUGGUGAUCAAUAUCUCCGGGCUGCGCUUCGAGACACAGUUGCGCACCCUGUCCCUGUUUCCGGACACGCUACUGGGGGACCCCGGCCGCCGCGUCCGCUUCUUCGAUCCCCUGAGGAACGAGUACUUCUUCGACCGUAACCGGCCCAGCUUUGAUGCCAUCCUCUACUAUUACCAGUCUGGGGGCCGCCUGCGGAGGCCGGUCAACGUGCCCCUGGACAUCUUCCUGGAGGAGAUCCGCUUCUACCAACUGGGGGAUGAGGCCCUGGCGGCCUUCAGGGAGGACGAGGGCUGCCUGCCUGAAGGUGGGGAGGACGAGAAGCCACUGCCCUCCCAGCCCUUCCAGCGCCAGGUCUGGCUGCUCUUUGAGUACCCGGAGAGCUCGGGGCCGGCCCGGGGAAUAGCCAUCGUCUCCGUGUUGGUCAUUCUUAUCUCCAUCGUCAUCUUUUGCUUGGAGACCUUACCCCAGUUCCGGGCGGAACCUCGAGGUGGAAGCAAUGGUGGUGGUGUGAGCCGAGUGUCCCCAAUCUCCAGGGGGAGUCAAGAGGAAGAGGAGGAUGGAGACGAUUCCUAUAAAUUUAAUCCCGGUAUCACCACUGGGGGUAUGGUGGCAGGGGGGUCAUCCUCACUAAGUACUCUUGGGGGCUCCUUCUUUACGGACCCUUUCUUUCUGGUGGAGACGCUGUGCAUCGUUUGGUUCACCUUUGAGCUCCUGGUGCGCUUCUCCGCCUGUCCCAGCAAGCCAGCCUUCUUCCGGAACAUCAUGAAUAUCAUUGACUUGGUGGCCAUCUUCCCCUACUUCAUCACCCUAGGCACUGAGCUGGUGCAGCAGCAGGAGCAGCAGCCAGUGAGUGGAGGGGGCGGCCAGAAUGGGCAGCAGGCCAUGUCCCUGGCCAUCCUCAGAGUGAUCCGCCUGGUCCGGGUGUUUCGCAUCUUCAAGCUCUCCCGCCACUCCAAGGGGCUCCAGAUCCUGGGCAAGACCCUGCAGGCCUCCAUGCGGGAGCUGGGCCUGCUCAUCUUCUUCCUCUUCAUCGGAGUCAUCCUCUUCUCCAGCGCCGUCUACUUCGCUGAGGCUGAUGAUGAUGAUUCGCUCUUUCCCAGCAUCCCAGAUGCCUUCUGGUGGGCAGUGGUUACCAUGACCACGGUGGGCUAUGGGGACAUGUACCCCAUGACAGUGGGGGGCAAGAUCGUGGGCUCGCUCUGCGCCAUCGCUGGGGUCCUCACCAUCGCCCUGCCCGUGCCUGUCAUCGUCUCCAACUUCAACUACUUCUACCAUCGCGAGACGGAGCAGGAGGAGCAAGGUCAGUACACCCACGUCACCUGUGGGCAGCCGACACCAGACCUGAAGGCAGCUGACAGUGGACUUGGCAAGCCUGACUUCUCUGAGGCUGCCCGGGAAAGGAGACCCAGCUACCUUCCCACUCCUCAUCGCAUGUAUGCAGAGAAAAGGAUGCUCACUGAAGUCUGACUGAUGGAGGCAGGGCUUACAGGAGAAGAUGGCACUGAGCAAACAAUCUCCUAUGCUUCUUUCCCAUCCUCCUCUACCCUUACCCUAGCUCCAGAUGACUUCCUGACCUCCUCUCCUGCACUCAGUGGAGAGCUUCCAGGACCAAACGCUGGAACGUAUACCUUGUUGCUUGGUCCCUGCAAUAUUCAAGGUUUAUCCACCUCAGUGACGGUUUUGAAAUUCCUACGGUGCCACCCAAUCAUGCUCAUCUUGUUACAUGGAUUGAAAUAUACAUUUCCCCCUGACCUUCCCUCAAGACUCUAAUUUUGCAUAUCUGGGACCUUAAUAUCUCUAGGAACAGAGAUGUCAACAGGAUGGAAACCAGGCAUCCCAGCCCAGGGCCGCGUCUCUCUCCUUAGUUUACUUUGCUUUGGGGCAUGCACCUGUGUUAGCUUCUGGCCUCUUGGUACCUGGCAGAAACUGGGGGACAGAAAUGGUACUCACCGGCUGUUUUAUUCCAGUGCCCUGUAACACCUGCUGGUCAUCCUGCACAGGACCCCUCAGUAGGGCCUUCAGUAGCACAGUCUCCAAAUGUGUUACUCAUCUCUAACCUUGGAUGGAACUCGAUAAACUACAAUUGAACUUGACUAUGUGGAGGAUAGUAGGGUCAGUCCUGGACAAAGGGAGCCAAUGGAUUCUUCCAGGUGUGUUUUGGCACAGCAGAUAUCGGUCUUUGGGCUAUAUUCAGUCCUUCCCACUCCAAUCCCCUAACUCUCUCUAGCUUCCAGGAAGGUUCCUGCUCAGAGCCAAAUACUCUUUAUGCACGAGUGCCUUCCUGUGCAGAAGAACUGGAAAAAAGGGAAUCACAGAGCCAGGAGAAAUGGCUGAAGAGAGUCAAGCAACUGGCUGGAUGACAAAUUCUUAACUAGACAUUCUUAACUCCAAGGGGUAGAGGAAUCUUGUUGCAGACUGCAGAUUUCUCUCCUUCGCUACGCCCCCCACCCCGUCCCCCCGCCCCCUAGGACUCUCUGUAGCCUUCUACCCUUCUUGGGAAUCGGAUUUAGCAUUGCAGUUGAAGGCUUUCUAAUGCAAACUCCAGCUGAAAUCCCAGGCAGGCAAAAGCACACACUGGAUGCUAGCAUGGGUCUCUUCCCAUUUUAUGGGCAAUGAAAUGCGUGGUUUAGAGUAAGCAACAACCAUUAUUCCUUUGCUGACAGCCCCACUGCUAGAGGUUUUUUUUGCUGAGUCAAGCAAACAUUUGCCUGCUCUUCACUUGGAGCUGUGCUGACUUCCUCUUACUGGUAAGGUAACCUGGUGGUUUACAGCCUUGGAUUAAGCCAUCCUCCUCCAUUGUGAAACUGCUGCCUUCCAUCCCACCCCCCACACCCCCUCAUUUCUCACCCAGUAACAUUGUCAUUCAUUUUUUAGCCUCGAUAAACUGUGAUGUACUAUUCCGAGCUUUUCUGGGUGCAGCUCAGAAACCGAAAGGACUGUUAACAUAUUUUUAAUUUUAUAUCUAUGCUUUGAAACUCUUUGAUGAGAAUUAAUUUGUUUUCCUCCUCAAAGAGAGACUUAUGGGGGAUGGCCCUUUGAGGGUUUGCUUGAGGAGCAAUGUGGCUCCUGUGAGUGCCAGAUUUAAAACUGGAUUUUGCCAUAGCUUUAACAGGGUAAUUCGAGAACCAUGUUCCCUCUUUGUGCCUCAGUUUCCCCGCCCAUUAAAUGGGACCAUUAAUGUCUUCCCCUUCUUACCUCGUGGGGAGUGUUGAUGAGCUUGCCUGGGAAGCUGGGGUGAUGCUAUGCAAAUGUGGGAAUUUUAGCCACUGACUUGAUUUUUAGUUCACUGCCCUGUAUCCCCAGGCAAGGCUCUCCCCAACCCCAACCCAACUUCCUGCCUUGGAUGCAAAGCCCAAGAAUAGGUGAUUAUGGGCCAUUAGUUCCCUAAAUCUGCCCUUGGCCUCUGGGAUGGGCCUGAAUCUUUCUUCUUACCCUUCAGAUAGGAGGAUGCUCCUUAGGCAGGUUCUCUGGGAUCCUUCCAGGGAUGGAGGUCACCUUGACUGGGAGCUUUCCUUCUCCAGACCUGAAGGACAGUAGGAGAUAGAAACCUACGAGUUCAUGGUUCAGAAACCUCCUCUGAGGCCAGAAUCUGAAUCUCGUCAGUUACUCCUGGCUACCUGGGGAAAGAAGAGAAGGGCCCACUCCAGAAGCAAAAGGGAUGCUCCAGGGAGGAUAAUGUUGGCACAUGUCUGCAGGUAUCCCUCUAUAUGUGUAUGCCAUCCUCCUUCUCACCAUCCCUUAGGAAACAUUUCCUUUUCAAGUCAGAGCAUGCCCAAAAGUAAAGGGUUUGUGGAAAGCUGGGCUCUCUAGGGACUCUGGUUGCCAUAGCAACCUGCCAGCCUGUUCUCUCCAUCUUCUGAUUUGGGCAGCAAGGGACAACAUUUUCUCAGCUUCCCAAAUGGGAGAAUCUCCCAUGUAUUGGUUUAGGGGCUGGUCGUGCCAGGACAGGAAUGAGUGACCUUUGGAAAAUGUGGGGAAAGCAGAGCCCCACAAUUUCCUUCCUGGAUCCUUCUUCUGUUUACCCCACCCAGUCAUUGAAGCUGCCUCAUCUUACCUCUGACUCUUCAGAAACUUGAAUGCCAAGCACCUGCCCAGUUAAACCGACAUCAAUAUCAUCUUUUUCAAAAUGACAAGGGGAGCCCUUGGAGAGCCUCGCAGAGAGUAACCAUAGUUUUUGGUGUCACAGAGCUCUUGUGUCAGGGGAAGGCUCUUCCCUCUCGAACAGAGUAAGAGAUAAAUGAAAUCCUUCCUCCCGGGGAACAAUCUACCCCCUGGGAGAAAUCUCUUAGGUGGUUUUCCUUAGGACAAUGAAGAAAAACUGAGAGUCUGGACCCUGAACUAGUUUCCUUGAAGGAUUUUGCCAGGUGAGCCCUCUCAGCCUUUUUAUGUGGAAUUUGCAUCCUGUGCACCUAGAGAAUAUGUACUUUGUGUUGCUGCGACAGCUGGGGCAGCUGUUUCAAAGCUGCUGGGGAAAGGUGGGAUUCAAGCUGUGGUUACCCCUGACUCAAGCCAGCAGGAGCUCCCGAAGGACUUUCUGGAACUGUCAGCCUCAGCCUGAGACCCGGGAGAGUCCUCCUUCCUGCCUGAUGGUCCUGAAGGAGAGAGGAGGCACAGCUCGCUGUCUUUCCAUCUGAGAUAUUCCCUGUUGGUUUCAGCUUUUGGUGGGAUCUGCUGUCUUUGAAGUUCAUUGGCCCAAAAGCUAAAUGGAAUCGUGUCCAACAUUAUUGCCUUGGGGUGGUCCAAGCAAGAAGACUUAGGCAUACAUUUUGGAUAGAGACUGGAUGGAGACGGCCGAGCCCUUACCUUCUCGGGAAGACCAGGGUCAUCCUUGGGUGAUCUGGCCUGACUCCCUUCGGUGGCCUCCCACAGGCAGCAACGGGGCCAGGAAAAGCUGAGGCUGGACGUAUGGCCUUACAGAUGGGGUCCAGGAUAGAGGGGGAGAGGGAACGCUGGUGGUGUGGGCAAGAGAAACAAGGUGUGGGGAGGUUAGGGGUUGGGGGAUUCCAGAAAGUGCAUGGCUGUGUUACAGAUCCACCCAGGAAAAGCGUGGCUUGAAAGAAUAACAAAUAAACAUGGCAAAGUCUCAAAAGCUGUGUAUCACGCCGUGGGCAGACAUUCACAGCUAAGUUAAGCAGACAAGCCGAGGAGCCUUGGCAGAUACUCAAGAUGCCGAGCACCCAGGAGUUCAUUGCCACCUAUAGGAAUGUGUUCAUCACCCACAGAUCAGCAGAAAAAGUGCCUGAUUGCCCACUGCAGUGACCCAGCCUGUAGGCAGAGACUUCUCCAAGAAGACAAGACAUCUAACAGGUGGUCUAGGACUUCGUAUCUGCCUCUUAUACAUACAUGACUGUGGGCAAAUAUCAAGGUCCGAGAUAAUAUUUCCCAUGGGUUUUCAGCUUCUUUCUCACUGUCUGCCUUGCUCUCUGGCAUAGGAGGGUGCAGGGCCCAGAAGAUGACAUGUCUGUGUUCUCCCAGCCCAGCAAGGAUGGCCUUUCUAGUUUGUAACCCACGUUACUCUUCUUGUGGUUGACAACUGUUGGUUCCUGGCCUGCCCUCAGUGGAAGGAGAGUAACUCUGCCUCUGGAGACUUCCUUCCUCACCCACGCAACUCUCUCUUCUGCCCUCUUCCAGGGUUUCUCCAGAGUGGGUAAUUCCUGCUAGCAGCCACUCCUCCAAAUACCUUUCCUCUUGGUGACAGAACACCUUAGGAUGUUUUCCUUGCACUGAAUUUGCUUCCCUAAUUAGGCAUUGCUGGGGUUACAGUUGCUUUAAUUCCCAGACCUUUUGGAUAUGUCUGAGGGCCAGGGGUUCAUGACCACACUGCAGAAAUCCUGGCAGUCGGGACCAUCUUUCUCCCCAUGCGUCCACCUCAUGUCCACCUGAAGCAGAAUUACUGUCACUGGCGAAGGAGUGAGUGAGGAAAUGAAUGAAUGAAGUGUUGACUCUGGUAAAUACAUACAGUCAGAGCACCUGCAAAUAAUCGGGAGCUUACACAUUGUUUACUACGAGUGAGUGAAGGUGGUUAUUAAACAUCCCCUGACACACACACACACACACACACACACACACACAUACCCACACCCUUUCUCUCCCAGGCUUCUCUUCUUACUAAACAAGUUCAAUGACUGACUUUUCUGGUGAAGGUCUAUUUCCCAAACUGUGCCUGCUGUUCUUUUGUUUGUUCAUCCAGUGCUCAUGGAGUGCCUACUGUGUGCCAUGCUUUUCUAGGUGCUGGAGAUAGAUACAUCAGUAAUAAAACCAACAAGUAGCCACAGCCUCAGGGAGGUUAGGUUCUGGUGGGGGAGACAGGUAAUCAGUACAACAAACAACUAAAAUCUAUUGUAUGUUAUAAAA